Nelumbo nucifera (sacred lotus) is the source of this 876-nucleotide messenger RNA. The record is from RefSeq and is a predicted model, not a curated record. Lineage: Eukaryota; Viridiplantae; Streptophyta; Magnoliopsida; Proteales; Nelumbonaceae.
AGAGUCAGAGACUAAAGACUCUAAGCAUCUUGCCGUCUCGGGACUCUCGUCUUCCUCUUCCACUCUUCCCGUUCCAGUCUUCCAGACCAGAGUCGAGAGUCCCGUCUCUUCGACUACCGCGGCUGCCGAACGUCACCGAUUCACCCAGCACCAACAGGAACACCGAACAUGAAGUCACGAACGGCGUUGGCUCAUUGCCGAAUGCCGUGGCUCCCGACUGCCGCUGCUGGGCUGCAUCUUCCUCAGUUCGUCUCUUUGAUUGUCGCGGCCGCCGGAUGUCAGUUCAGUUCGUCUCUUCAACUGUCGCGGCUGCCGGACGUCACCGGCUCACCUAGCACCAGCAAUAACACCGAACACGAAGUCAUGAACGCCGUUGACUCGUUGCCGAGUGCCGCGGCUGCUGCUGCAUCUUCCUCAGUUCAGCUCCUCCAUGCUUUGUUACUAUCAAUGGCGUACAGAUGUGGCAUUAAAAGAUGCCUAUAUGGCAGCAAUAGCAAUGAUACCAAAUAGAAAAGCUGAGAAACAGCAUGCUUAUACAACACCUUUUUUGAAAAAAUGCCUCCCAAAAAAUGGUAUGUUCCCAAACACCCCCUUAAUUUGCAUCUGAAAAUAGAUUAAGCAUAUUUGAUUCCUCUAUAUGCUAUAGCUAGCCCAUAAUUCAUAGCUCUGAUUUCAGCAUCUCCACCUCCUUUGGCAUCACUAAUUACCUUAUAAUUUAUUUGCUGUGUGUAAUUAAUUGCAUCGCCCUUUAUUAUAUAUAGAUAUAGAUAAAAGAUAUUAGGAGACAUCUGAUUCAAGGAAGUACAAGAACAAAUGGAGCAUAUCUGAAGCCUUGUAUAUCCCCCUUACAAUCCCAUUUGGGGGUAUUCUGUUUUC